AUGGCAGAAGGAAAGCCGCCAGUUAGGAGAAAAAUAAGGAGAGCAUAUAGCGAUCAAGGGAUUCCCAGCCAUCGAGAUCCAUAUGGGCACUUUGAUUAUACAAAAUCUAUCAGAAAUCCUGGACUUAUUGAAAGGAGAAGCGACUCAGCAGGGUCUGUGAUUGUUCCUCACAAAGCAAUGACUAGGGAAAGCAAGUUCUUCAAAAUGGAGUCAGACCGUAUGAGUAAUGUUGCUCUUCAAAAAGAACAACCAAGAUCUUCUCAAGAAGGCUGAAGUUCAGGAAAUAGUUCUGAUAGAAGCCCUGGCCUGCAUAAACCUCGUAAAGCUGUUCGGUUUGAUACCAACAAUGGAGGCUCAGAUCAUACUUUUGAAGGAGGUGAAAGCUUUGAAUCCGAUGAGAGUGAGCAAAGUUAUAGUGGUGAUGGAAGAAAUCAACUAGAGUCUGAAGAAUCUGACUCUGGUUCCCAAGGAUCUGAGGAGGAAUCAAAGAGGUCUGAGGAAUCAGUCGGACUUGAAGAAGUAUCUAAUGGCUCAGAACAAAAUUCAUCAACUUCCUCCAAUAAAGAUGGUGAGGGAGUAGGGGAAGGAGAAGGAGAUGAACACAAGGCUGAACCAGAGAUUGUGGAAGUUAAACUUAAUAAACCUCUAAAGAGUGGAAAAGUAGAUCACGAAGGUACAAUUUUAAUCUCAAAUAUUUAGAAAUUGAAUUAUAUUUUGAGGAGCAAAGUGAUGAACCAUCUAUUUUCGAUCCAAUGGAAACCAUCCAAAAGACUGGAAAAAUUAAUGUGAUUGAGCUUGAAGAGAAUAAUAGAAUAUCUGGAAUU
Molecule: messenger RNA, 824 nt
Organism: Moneuplotes crassus
Lineage: Eukaryota; Ciliophora; Spirotrichea; Euplotida; Euplotidae
Source: the annotation of a GenBank genome assembly